This is a messenger RNA of Aureobasidium namibiae CBS 147.97, 5946 nucleotides long. RefSeq lists its product as uncharacterized. Gene Ontology annotation, biological process: termination of RNA polymerase II transcription. Gene Ontology annotation, molecular function: transcription termination site sequence-specific DNA binding; helicase activity. Gene Ontology annotation, cellular component: nuclear body. The transcript has 2 exons. NCBI's taxonomy places the organism in Eukaryota, Fungi, Ascomycota, Dothideomycetes, Dothideales, Saccotheciaceae. The record is from RefSeq and is a predicted model, not a curated record. The coding region runs from base 1 to 5946 and encodes 1981 amino acids.
AUGUCGUGGCGGAAAUCGAGUAAGACACACAACACAACUACCCUGUGCUGUCGUUGUAUACUGACUUGGUCGUCCAGGGAGCUCAAAGCUCUUCCCAGUGGCCAGCACUGGUUCUGCCCACGCUCAUCCGACGACGACGGCUCCGUAUAUUUCGACGAAGACAUCCUCAAUGCGCCUACCCAGGAAACAGAGGCAGAAAAGGAGGCCAGGCAUGAAAAGAUUGAAGAGUCGCGACUGUUGAAGAAGAAGGUGCUACAGGCCUGCCAGAUCUUUGCUUUCGACGGAGAGACGGCACUACAAUUGGGCUCUGACUUCAAGAGCCUGCUCAAACACCAGCUCCAACGCUGCACUGUCUGCGUACGCGAGUACCACCGUGGAAGACAAGACGUGAAGCACGACCUUGAACUGCAAUAUGAUGCCGAUCUGGUAGCUUCCUUCAUGCAAGUCUUCGACCAGAUGAACACCGAACGUAUCGCCGCCGGCUUGGACGGCGUUAGAAACACCCUUCUCGAUCUCGCUCCCGAAGAACGCUCUAUCGCCAAUCUGCCUCAAGAAGAGAUGUACGCCCUCUUUGAGUCGAUGCAUUGCACAGCAUUCCUACAAAACGAGUCGCUUCUUCGCGACCACUUCGACCAACCCUUCAAGCUCGUUCAAACCAAGAGGAAAAUUACCCUGCCUGAAUACACACCGGCUUUGACUUCCUUUCUGUUCAGUCACAACAAGGAGAGACGUACCUGGGCUCUCAGAGGCUGGACAAAGUUCAAGCGACCUAUCACUGGCGUCGAGUUCGACUGGACAGUUCGCGAUACUUUCAAUGCGGCUAUGCUUCGUGUCACCCCUAUGAACAUCGAUCGCGACUUCUUGCCCAUCUUCUGGGAUGGCGCCAAAGUCAUUCUUGAAAGACUCGACAAAAACCUCAUCACACAUCACCUUCGAGCUCUGGAUAUGGAUAUUUACAAGCUAGCUCUUGACCAUUUCCAGCUCUCCUUCGAUGGCUAUGGAAACAUUGUCAGUAGUUUCAGUGCUCUACUGAAGAAAUCCCCGAAGGAUGUCUGGGAGGCUUUGGCUGCUGUCCCUCCACAGGCCGUCGCAGAACAGAUCCUCAACAGCCCCUCCAUUGACGGGCCGAUGAUGACCACCGAGGAAGACAAACCACUGCAACUCGAAGCACUUCUGGAGUGGGUCGAUCCUUUUGUGCAGUCCAUCAAGCCCGCGAACCUGGCCCCUGCGUGUCGUGCCGUUCUGCAGCAAUUGAUGACGAGGCUACAAUCGGACAAAUACUCCCGAUAUGCUCAGACUGUCUGUUGGCAUAAAGGCUUACAGGUCAUGAACACUACGAUGGAGAUCAUGAAUCAGGCGAGUGCAGGCAGUGCCACUGUGGCAGACUUGCUUGAGCUAGUUCGCGUCCAUGUCUUCACGAUCUUGGAGAAUCUUCAUAGCUUCAAAGAUUCCCCAGCACACUCCCGCGAGACCGACCUUGGUCUCGAUGUUGUGCGCAAUGCCCUUUCCCUUGACUGCCAUUCCCUAGCAUCAACACGCGAUGCAAUAUUGCAACAGAAGUCUCUCGGAUUCGAUCUCAACGUCUCAUCAUUGGCCAUUUGGAAGGCUGCAGUAAGGAGCGUCAAGCCAGGUGAUAUCUCUCUUGCAUCAGCAAUCUUGAUCGGCGCCAGCCGUCUCAUGCUUCUGGAACCGCUUGCGCCCAAAGAGUCUGCCAAUGCUUCCAAGCAUGCUGAAAGCUGGAACAAUGGGUUUGAACGCGCUUCGGGCUACAUCACCGAGCUCUUCAACAGCUUGCAGGACUUCGACCCCAAAGAGCUUCAAGGAUUGAUGAGUAGCCCUGGUGCAGCACAGAGUCUUUUCUAUGCGGUUUUCUCUGGCCAUGCUGAAAUCCAACAAUCUGCGGCCACCAUUAUCAAGAGCAUGGGAUCUCAGGACUCGCGUAGAGAUGGCGUAAAAUAUCUUGUGGAAAAUUACUUCGUGGUGGCGCUUCAAACCAUCGCUUCGACUCUCCGCGGUAUGUCUCGGAGCCACAUGUUUUCACCAUGCAGAACUCUACUCAAGCUGGGAAGGGACAUCCUUGACUGCCUCUGCAGCACGCAAGAUGGUAUCUUGCGGUCCCGUAAGCUCAACGCAGAAGAAGUCCAGGCCAUUGAGAACACGUGGCAAGCCCUGUGGAGCGUAAUAGGAUGCAUGUUCAAGUACACAGAGCAAUGGAGUCUUGCUGGGCACGACAAGAACAUGAUGAUUGAAUUCUGCCGAGACGCUAUGGAUUUUGCAGAUUACGCAUUCAACCAGUACAGUGUCAUUGCAGGAGCGCUGCGCGACGCAAAUGUUGCUUCGGGUGACAACAAAACGUUUCAAGAAGUCGAACAAGGCCUACUGCAGAUGCCCAGAGAUGCAUCGGGCCAUGUUACAAAAUGGCUCCGACUCAGAGAUGAGUAUCUGAUCAACAAAGCCGUGACCAUUACCUCUGAAAUCAUGAAGCGUCUUGAAUCAGUUGAUCUGCGACUGCCCGAGGACUCUACAAUCUAUGUCGACGACGUGCUGAAUGGCACCGUCAAGACGAGGCUCAGCAUGUCCCAGAAGGCCGAAUUGCGUCGGGCACUAGAGACACAUAUUGGUGUCGGGUCCGAGGUCCAAGAGCAGAGCGCAACUGAGAUAUCCAAGCCUCAGAGGCAAGAUGCGACAAACACAACUCCAGCCAGCAAACCCAAGAGAACUUUGGAUAUGGAAACUUGGAGAGCUGCCGCUGACGAGUCUGCUCUCAAGAGGGCCAUCUCGAGCGUUUCGCCAACCGCUGAGAUGCUCAAAGCACGUGGCGACUUUGCUAAGAAGUCCAUACUACCAACCAGGACUCCAGUUGUACAGCAGGACCCCAACAACUUCAGGGUUAAACGUCAGCAAGAACAAGAAGCUAAACGCAAGAGAGAUCUUGCGGCGAUUGCUGCUGCCAAGAGGGAAGGUGGUUCAGGCCUACAAGGCAUCGGUCUCGAAGGCAAGGACCACUCAACCAAGGGUCAAGGUGUCAUGGUCUCCUCGGAUGAGAGCAGCGAGGACGAAGACGACCAGCUGGACGCAGAACUUUUCGGCGUCAAGCCCACCAAGAAGCGAGUAAACACUGCGAAAAGCGAUGCUGCAGGCGCCAUUGGCUUGAAACGCGAACAACGUAAUCAGCCCAUUCGAAUCGAGAGGCGAGUUCGUUCUGCCAAGGAUAUGCGAGCUCGACUUGCUCCAGACCUUGCACCCCUACACAAGACGAUUCUGGGCUGGGACUUCUUCUACGAAGGCGACUACCCCCCCAACUCCAAAGACUGGCAAUUCCAAAAGGUCGCCAACUCCUUCCGCCAUGUUGCCGAUUAUCAAGAGACGUUCCGUCCACUACUUGUUCUCGAAGCUUGGCAAGGCUUCAUGAAAUCGAGGGAAGAAGGCUCCUUCAAGCCCUACGAGAUAAAGAUCGUAAACAGAUCAAGUGUUGACGCUUUCAUCGAGGUCAGCAGCUCUGUCACACACGCCGAGAAUAGGGAGAUACAAAUCUCGGAGAGCGACAUCAUACUCUUCUCGAUGUCCAACAAUCCCACGGCAGAUGCCGACGCUGCUCAUUGUUUUGCCCAAGUGUAUCGUACACGCCGCCAGAAGCAACACAUAGAGGUCACGUAUCGUGUGAUGCCGGGAAACAACAACACUAUGAUAGCUCAUCUUUUGCCUGGCAGUGUCAUACACGGUACUAAGGUCCAAUCGAUUACACCCCUGGAACGCGAGUAUGGAGCCCUGCUCGGUCUGCAGUAUUACGACUUGUGCGACGAGAUCACCAAAGCCAGACCUUCGCCACUACUGGAGUAUACUGAUAAGCAGUUAGCGCCCAUCGUCAGCAACUACACGCUCAAUAAAGCACAAGCCAAGGCUGUUCAGUCUGCAGUGCAGAAUGAUGCUUUCACUCUAAUUCAGGGUCCUCCAGGCUCUGGCAAGACCAAGACGAUUGUAGCGAUUGUGGGUGCCUUGCUUAGUGACAGUCUUUCGGACAAGCAACUGGGCAGUAAGAUCGAGGUUCCACGAGGAGGUGGCACUUUCCCUACCAACACGGGCGUGUCAAAAAAGCUUCUAGUGUGCGCGCCCAGUAACGCAGCAGUAGACGAGCUGGUGAUGAGAUUCAAGGAAGGUGUCAAGACACUCAGAGGUGUUCACCGAAAGGUGAAUGUGGUUCGUGUCGGUCGUAGCGAGGCUGUCAACAGCUCUGUCGUCGACGUGACGAUGGAGGAGCUUGUCAACAAACGCUUGGGUUCCACCAAUAACGACAAGCAGGCAAGGGAGCAGACUCAGCAACUCAUGAAAGAACACCAGAACGUGUCUGAACAGGUCCGGUUGACUCGCUCAAAGCUUGACAGUGGCGAGGUCAAGGGCAAAGAGCUCUCAGAGCUCCAAGACCAAUUCAAUGCUCUUCGCAAUCGCAAGACUAAAUUGGGAACUCAGAUUGACAACGCCAAAGACAACGAAAACUCGGCCGGUCGAGCUGCAGAGCUCAAUCGUAAGAGAGUGCAACAGUCUAUCUUGGACGAUGCUCACAUCAUCUGCGCUACCUUGAGUGGUAGUGGUCAUGACAUGUUCCAGAGUCUGAACAUCGAGUUCGAGACUGUCGUGGUUGAUGAAGCCGCCCAAUGCGUGGAGAUGAGCGCUCUGAUUCCUUUGAAAUAUGGAUGUGCCAAGUGCAUUCUUGUUGGAGAUCCCAGACAACUGCCCCCAACGGUUUUCUCCAAAGCCGCCUCUGCCAACAAAUAUGAGCAAAGUUUGUUUGUUCGAAUGCAGAACAACCACCCAGAAGCGGUCCAUCUGCUGGACACUCAAUACCGCAUGCACCCCGACAUCAGUGCCUUUCCCAGCGCAGCUUUCUACGAAGGUCGUCUAUUGGAUGGAGAUAACAUGGCAGGUCUUCGGAAACAGCCAUGGCACGCCAGCGACUUGCUUGCACCAUACCGAUUCUUCGACGUUCAAGGCCAGCACCAAGCCGCACCUAAAGGUCACUCUCUCAUCAACCUGGCGGAGAUCGAAAUUUCCAUGCUUCUGUACGAGAGACUUAUCAGUGAUUACCGUGAUUACGAUUUCAAGAACAAGAUCGGUAUCAUCACGCCUUACAAGUCACAGUUGCGGGAGUUGAAGCAACGCUUCUCCGGUCGUUAUGGCCCUGAGAUUAUAGAGAACAUCGAAUUCAAUACCACAGACGCCUUUCAGGGUCGAGAGAGCGAGAUCAUCAUCUUCUCUUGCGUUCGUGCAUCUGCUACGGGUAGCGUCGGAUUCUUGUCCGAUGUUCGUCGCUUGAACGUUGGUAUCACUCGUGCGAAGUCCAGUCUGUGGAUCCUCGGUAACUCGGACAGUUUGAUGAGGGGCGCGGUCUGGAAGACACUUCUGGAUGAUGCUCGGGAUCGCCAAAGCUACAUAACAGGCAAUCUCCAUGGAAUGCUCAAAGCACACUCUUCAAAGUAUCCCGCAAAGGCACAUUCUCUGACCAAGAACUCAAAAUCAUCUGUCUCGAACAACAAUGGAUCCGCCAAGCAGAACGGAUACACUGGAGUCACUGCUGACAAGGGGCAAGGCAACAGUCUAAGGGUCAAACAUGAAGCUGAUGGUCAGAAGGUCAAGAAGGAAAAUGGCAUUCAAGCCAUGGAAGGCGUGCGUGUCAAGUUGGAGGAUAAGCUUGCCAGUAUGCGCACAAAAAAGGGCGAUGGAGAUGUUGAGAUGGCUGAUGCAGACUCCGCUCGGAGUGGUGCUUCCACGCCGACAGUGAACAGCGAGCCUGUUUCUGCUUCAGCAUCUGUCUCAUCGGGACCGGCAGCUGCUGCCAAGCCCAAAACAUACAUGUUACCAACCACGACGACACCUCAGAUUAUACGCAAGAGGAAAAAGCCCGCCGACCCCUUCAUGCCUCAGCAAAACAGAAAGCAGAGGAAAGGUUGA